This is a messenger RNA of Aspergillus saccharolyticus JOP 1030-1, 2669 nucleotides long. RefSeq names its product aromatic amino acid ammonia-lyase. The transcript has 4 exons. Gene Ontology annotation, biological process: L-phenylalanine catabolic process. The record is from RefSeq and is a predicted model, not a curated record. Gene Ontology annotation, cellular component: cytoplasm. Gene Ontology annotation, molecular function: ammonia-lyase activity. The coding region runs from base 173 to 2503 and encodes 776 amino acids. NCBI's taxonomy places the organism in Eukaryota, Fungi, Ascomycota, Eurotiomycetes, Eurotiales, Aspergillaceae.
GCAGUGACUUGGGAGUGACAAUGUGACGAGAGAUAUGUAACAUGGCGAGAUCGAGAAACGAUACUAGUAAUAUCUUACAGUUCCAUAAGACACUACUGAGAUCCGGCGUAUCAGAAAGACCAUGUCAGGUGACGCCGUGCAUAAGUGCCUGCAGAGGAGCGGGUCUUGAUAUAUGCACCACUUUGCUACGGUGGCCGUCGCUAGACACCCGGAUCGGAGUUACAGCAAUUCCGAUUGGAUUCCUCGAUACCCCACAAAGUAUAGUAGGCUGUGCUUAAAGACACAGAUAGCGGACAAGUCAGAGUUGGCUCUCGCAUCUCGGACACACUGGUUCCGGAUCAGAAUGCAGCCUUUCAAAUUUCACACGUCCCUGGUGGUUCAACAAUGGAAGUUGUGCCGUCAGCUAGCAGGUGAACCCGAGGUGGAGGUGAUCAUCGACGGAGACACUCUAGACAUCCCUCAUGUUGUCUAUGUUGCAAGACAUGUAAGGAGUGUUCGCAUUGCUCCCACAGCGUAUGCAGAGGUCAACCGGGGCCACAAUGCCUUACUGAAAAGUCUUUCGUCUGGCGAAGUAAUUUAUGGUGUCAAUACUGGUUUUGGUGCCUCUGCGCAUACUCGCACAAAGGAUGUUCAAGCGCUUCAACGGGUCUUGACUCGAGAGCUUGGCUAUGGCAUCCUCCCUCCGGGUUCUCGUGAUGUUCAACCUCGCCGACGCAGCGUCUGUGAGGACCAUGAUUUCUUCGACCUGGCACAGGAGGAAGCAAAUGAGUCGUACCAUCUGCCAAUGACCUGGGUCCGAGGUGCCAUGCUCUUGCGGCUCAAUACGUUGAUAAGAGGCCAUUCGGCAAUUCGCCCGGUCAUCUUGGAUCAAUUGCAGGCCCUUCUAGCGCAUAAUAUCGUUCCCAUGGCGCCUCUCCGGGGCAGUAUCUCCGCGUCUGGGGACUUGAGUCCGCUAGCAUAUAUUAGUAGUGUCAUCCAGGGCAAGCCCACAGUUCGCGUGUUCCCUCCUGCUGGCCACGCUCAAGAUCUGUACGCAGAUGAAGCCCUUGCUGGUGCGGGUAUCGCUCCGGUGGACUUAACCGCGAAAGAGGGUCUUGCUAUUGUCAAUGGAACAGCGAUUUCAGCCGCCUGCGGUGCUCUCGUGCUUCACGACGUGCAACACUUGGCAGUACUCGCUCAGGUCCUGACCGCCAUGACCGUGGAAGCUUUGCUUGGAUCUCCUGAGAGUUUCCAAAGAUUCUUUGCCGAAGUUCGUCCACACCCUGGGCAGAUGGAAAGCGCCCGGAACAUUCGGGCCUUUCUGCGAGGUUCCAAGCUGGCUCAAAACAAAGACGGUAAAGACGGCGCUCUAAGGCAAGACAGAUAUUCCGUCCGCACUGCAGCGCAGUGGCUUGGCCCGGUCUUGGAGGAUCUUCUCCUUGCCCACCAGCAGAUGAGCAUUGAGUGCAACUCAACCACGGAUAACCCGUUAGUGACGCACGAGGGUGAAUUUCUUCAUGGGGGCAAUUUUCAGGCUAAGGCCGUGACAGCAGCCAUGGAGAAAAGUCGCCAAGGGAUUCAGAGUAUCGGCCGUAUGCUGUAUACGCAAUGUCAGGAGAUGAUCAACCCCGCGACAAGCUGGGGUUUGACCCCUAACCUCGUGGCCGAAGAGCCCAGCAAGUCUGGCAUCUUCAAGGCCAUCGACAUAUACAUCUCGGCUCUUCAGUCCGAGCUGGGCUUCCUCGCUGGUCCCGUGAAUCAUGUCAAUAACGCCGAGAUGGGUAAUCAGUCGCUGAACUCCUUGGCGUUGAUAUCCGCCCGAUACACCGCAACCGGAGUGCGGGUGCUGACUGAAAUUAUCGCCGCACACUUCCUGUCUGCUUGUCAGGCAUUGGACCUUCGCGCCAUGCAGCUGCAAUUCCUGGAGUCGGUUCGCGAUCCGUUCUCUGCGUUGUUGAACGAGCUAGUGCACAACAUUGAGCCGAGUGUGGAGGGCGAAGAGCAGUCGUGCACCAUAGAUACGGAGGCUCUGGCGCCUACCCUCUGGCUCCACCUCGGAACAAUGCUUGUUUCUACAGUCACAAUGGAUACGACAGACCGCUUUGUCCACAUUGCGAAGAGUAUGCGGGUGCCUAUUCUCGAUUGUGUCGGACCCAGCGUGUCGUCUCCCAAGCUGCUAGGAGCUCUACAGCGCUUUGUUGAGGCCACGGGCACCCUUCUUCUGGACGCAUGGUGCGUCAAUCGAGAUGCGUACAUGAUCCACGGUGAUGCCAGCGCAUAUCUGGGAGUGGCAUCGAAGAAGGUGUAUGCGUUUGUGCGUCGUACGCUGGGGGUGCCGUUCCUGUGCACAGCUCAGAUCCUGACGCCCACGGCCGAAGCAAUGCAGACGGGGCAGCGACGGGAGGCCCCGACGGUGGGCUCCUACACGGCGGUGAUCUAUCGAGCCAUCCGACGGGGGGAGAUGAUUCCUUUGAUGUUGGAGCUUCUGGAGGAGUGUCUGGCCGAGCAUGAGUUGGCAGAAUAGUUUAUCUACACCUAGCAGAUUACAUUCGCAAAUUUGAGGGAAAAGUUAGUGCCCUGUGCAAACCACAAACCUGGAAGACUCCUACUGUACACGACGCAAUCAGAUUGCCCAACCCAUAAUAGCAACUCCACAUCUUAACUCAGUCCCGUUCACUACCAUCUCAGCA